Messenger RNA from Mya arenaria, 748 nucleotides. Its product is annotated as splicing factor 3B subunit 4-like. The record is from RefSeq and is a predicted model, not a curated record. Lineage: Eukaryota; Metazoa; Mollusca; Bivalvia; Myida; Myidae. Bases 338 to 748 code for a protein of 136 amino acids. The transcript has 6 exons.
AAAAAAAUAAAAAUAAUAUUGCCGAAUCGCUUCAGUGAAGCAAAACGAAUCUGGUUUCACUUUGCAGAAGUGACUGUGUUCGAACAAUUAAACCAGGUUCUUGUUGUUUGUUAUAUACAAUAAAAAAAAUGUUUCGAAACAGGCAACAAAAAUCAUAGUAACAGCGUUUUUGACUUCGCAAUUUUGAAAUAUUUCCAACUGGCAGAUUUGAAUCUAUAUUUGGCCUGGGUGGGGUCGUUAAAUAAAUACAUAUUACAUUGAGUAGGUGGUUGAAAAGUUCUACUGGACUGAAUUCUUUUGAAAUAACUUCUGGAAUGGACAUGAAAUAAACUCCAAAAUGGAUCAUCAGGCAAUUGGUUUUGAGUUGGCAAAUGCAGGUCCUGCUAAUGGAAAACCCCAUCAUGUCACCCAAAUAUCAUAUCGUCCAUUGCCAGGAUCUGUAUCUUCAGUAGCUCCAGCUCCACCCCAGGGUGGCCUGUACCCUGCAAUGGACCCUAGAUCUCAGGCCCCACCCCAGGGUGGCAUGUACCCUGCAAUGGACUCGGGAUAUCAGCCUCCGCCCCCCACACAGGCACCCAUUGGCUUUGAGAUGUCCAACAUGCCCCAUGACAAUGGUGGUCCUACUGAGGUUGUGUCGGACAAUCCCCCACCCGGGGGCGUAAAGGGGGAGCCUGAAGAGAGAAUUCCUCUGUCACCAAAGCAGGUUACAUCAGAUAUGACAACAGACAACGUACAGGAAGGCCUAUAG